Molecule: messenger RNA, 6542 nt
Organism: Conger conger (European conger)
Lineage: Eukaryota; Metazoa; Chordata; Actinopteri; Anguilliformes; Congridae
Product: aggrecan core protein-like
Exons: 19
Coding region: 188-4345 (1385 amino acids)
Biological process (GO): cell adhesion
Molecular function (GO): calcium ion binding; hyaluronic acid binding
Source: RefSeq, a predicted model, not a curated record
ACAUCACCGACUACCCAAGACCGAAGAUCUCUUUUCGAAAAAGGAGAGGAUAUUUUCAAAAUAAAAAAAAGAAGUCAGAAACGGACACCUGAAACGAUUCGACCAUAAAAUAAAGUAAUUUUAAUAUUUUAUCUGGGAGUUGGUGGAUACCCUGGACCAUAUUUCUACAUCAUAGCGGAGGUACAUUAUGACCAUGUUAAUUCUACUGUGUGCAUGUUUGCGUGUUAUCACUGCAACAAUGUCCUUUGAGGACCCAUCUGGCACAGACCCUGAGAGCACUCUGAGCGUCAGCAUCCCCAUAGAACUCCCACUGCGCCCCCUGCUGGGCGGAUCACUGGUGGUGCCCUGCUAUUUCCUGGACCACACCAUCCACGACCCUGGCGCCCCCACAAUUGCACCCCUGUCUCAUCGUAUCAAGUGGAGCCACAUCACAAAGGACAAGGUUUCCAUCAUCAUGGUGGCCACUGAAGGCAGAGUAAAGGUUGAAUCUGAGUACUUGGACAGAGUUACCAUGGUGAAUUACCCCAUGGUGCCCACCGACGUCAGCAUGGAGAUCACCGAGCUGCGCUCCAACGACUCCGGCACCUACCAUUGCGAGGUCAUGCAUGGCAUUGAGGACAGCUUUGACACUGUGGAGAUCCAGGUUCAAGGCAUUGUGUUCCACUACCGUGCCAUCUCCACCCGCUACACCCUCACGUUUGAGAAAGCCAAAGCCGCCUGCAUUCAGAACAGCGCAGUGAUCGCCACUCCAGCACAGCUGCAGGCUGCUUAUGAUAACGGCUUCCACCAGUGUGACGCCGGCUGGCUGGCCGACCAGACUGUCAGGUAUCCCAUUCAUGAUCCACGAGAGGGUUGCUAUGGCGAUAAGGAUGAGUUCCCUGGCGUGCGAACCUAUGGAGUGAGAGACGUCACUGAGACUUAUGAUGUGUAUUGUUUUGCUGAAGAGAUGGCAGGCAAGGUUUUCUAUUCCAUGUCACCGGACAAGUUCACCUUUGCUGAGGCAGAGAAGCAGUGCCAAAAGCUGGGAGCCCAGCUGGCUACCACGGGGCAGCUGUACCUGGCCUGGAAGGUGGGCAUGGAUGUGUGCAAUGCAGGCUGGCUGGCAGACCAGAGUGUUCGCUACCCCAUCAACAUCGCCCGGCCCCAGUGUGGAGGUGGACUUCUAGGCGUGCGCACGGUGUAUCUCUUCCCAAAUCAAACAGGCUACCCCCACCCAGACUCCCGCUACGAUGCGAUUUGCUACCAAGAUGUCUUUACCUUGACCACAGCAGCCACAGGUCUGCGGACGACAACCCCAGAUUUUGACACCGGCGUAGUGACCGUGGCCACUUUCACUGAGGUCCAAGAGAUCAUCUGGAAGACCUCCAGAGAGAGUGAAGCAGCAGGAGAGGUGGUGACACAGGGGCCAGCGAAUGUCACUGCCCUGGAAGGCAUGGAACUACCCCUGAUCCCACCUCCUAGCAUCACAGAGGACUACCUGAACUUCACAGAGGAGAGCAUUGUAAUGGCAACUGCCCAGCCAGGGGUGGAGUCAGAGUUUCCCCAUGAAAACUACACUGAGCCUGAAGUGUCUUCUACGGGGAUGGUCUUUCACUACCGUGCAAGCUCCAGCCGCUACGCAUUCACCUUCGUGGAAGCUCAGCUGGCCUGUCGCAGCAUCGGUACCAUCAUCGCCAGCCCUAAGCAGCUUCAGGCUGCCUUCGAAGCGGGCUUCCACCAGUGUGAUGCUGGCUGGCUCCUUGACCAGACCGUUCGGUACCCGAUUGUGUCUCCACGAGACAAAUGCUCAGGGGAUCUGGAGCACUUACCUGGUGUGAGAAGCUAUGGCCUGCGCCCAGCAGAUGAACGCUAUGACGUGUACUGCUACAUCGAUGGACUGUUGGGGGAGCUUUUCCAUGUAACUUCAACUGAGGGCUUCACAUAUGAUGAGGCCCUGGCCUACUGCCAGGGAGAAAAUGCCACUCUGGCAUCUACUGGUGAGCUGUACGCUGCCUGGAAGCAGGGACUUGACAAGUGUCGGGCAGGCUGGCUGAGUGACCUGAGUGUCAGAUACCCCAUUAACAACCCCAGGCCGCAGUGUGGUGCUGGCAGAGCUGGAGUUUAUACCGUUUAUCGCUUCCCCAACCAGACUGGCUACCCCGAACUGUACUCCAAGUAUGAUGCCUACUGCUUCCGAGCUGAUCUGUCAGCCUUUCUCAAUAAGACUGGACUGAACAUUACAGUGGACAAGGUGCCGGAUCUGCUGAGACCUGUCAGUCCAUCUGUCGCACCUCCCAUCCACGUGGAUCUGUCAGGCUCUGGUUCGGCCUCCGGGGCCAGUGGCUUCUCCGGAGACAUCUCUGGGAGUGGAAGCGCAGGGCUGCCCAGUGGAGAAUCCGGUGAAGGAUCUGGUAUCAAUGUGACCCUUCAGGGAAGUGGAAUGAUUUUAUCCGGGGAUGGGUCAGCGUCUGGGACUCCAGAGGAAGCUGGGGAGGGAAGUGCGGGUGUCAUUACCUUUCCCUCCGGGAUGGGAUCAGGGGACUUCAGCGGAUUCCACUCCGGCAUCAGCGGGGACCUGUCUGGAUCGGGCAGUGCCUCCGGAUUGGGCUCUGAGGAAAGUGGGGAAGUCUCUGGGUUGUUCAGUGGGUCAGGCCUCGGCAAGGAAUUCUCUGGAUACAGUGGAUUCCCAUCCGGACUCAUUCCUUCGGGUGACAUCAGCGGCACAUCAGGGGAUGUUUCUGGCAGUGGUAUUUCUGUGAUUACCCUGGUAGAUGGCGACAUGGUUGAAGUGUCCACUUCACGGAUGCCAACAGAGCAGGAGCAAGGAGGCAUACGUCCAGAGCUCAGUGGCUCUGGGGACAUUUCUGGAUCCGGGGUGAGCGGAUUUCCCAGUGGUGACAUUAGUGGCUCUUCUGCAGUAGGAAGUGGUUCUGGAUUCCCUGAGGUUACCUUUGUUGACCCUGACUUCAUUGAUCUGACAAAGAGACCCACAGGGGAACAGGAGGCCUCUGGGCUUGGGUCUGGAGUGGGAAGUGGAUACCACUCCGGGGUAUUCUGUCCCCCGUCUGGGGACAUUUCAGGGGACUCUGCCAGUGGGGACAUCACUUUCCUGACAGAAGAAGGGAUGAUUGAAGUCACCAUUCGGCCAAUGGAGGGCAAAGAGCUUGGUAAGGGGCCAGUGGAAUUCAGUGCAGAUGGCAGCGGACUGGAAUUUCCUUCUGGUCAUGAGGAUCAGCUUGGAUCCUCAAGUGGGAUCACCUCAGGAGUCCACUCCAGCGAAAUGCCCCAUGUAGUCUUAACCUCUGGAACUGAAGAUCAGGAGUUCAUAAAUACAACAGAGCGGCCCGAGGAGGCUCUCUCUGAGCUGGCGGAGUCCAUGGAGAUUUAUUUUACCUCUACAGUGUCAGCUCCUGUCACCACUGCCCCAGCUUUCUCUCUGCAGACACCACCUGUUAUGGAGGAGCCUCUGUCAGUAGAGGCUUCACUUAACCCAUGUGACCCAAACCCAUGUGGUGCCGGCUCAUGUACAGUUCUAGAUGGAAUUGGGUUGUGCCACUGCCCACCUGGUGUGAGUGGAGUGGAGUGUGAGCAGGAGGUUGACGUGUGCAACUCGAACCCCUGUACCAAUGGAGCUACCUGCAUUGAUGGCACGGACUCUUACAAAUGCUUAUGCCUGCCCAGCUAUGGAGGGUACCGCUGUGAGAUCGAUGUGCAGAGCUGCGAGGAAGGAUGGAUAAAGUUCCAGGGAAACUGCUACCUGCACUUCUCCGAGCGCGAGACCUGGCUGGAUGCUGAGCAGCGCUGCCGAGAGCUGAACUCCCACCUGGUCAGCAUUGUCACCCCGGAGGAGCAGGGCUUCGUCAACUCCAAUGCACAAGACUACCAGUGGAUUGGGCUCAAUGACAAGACAGUGGAGAAUGACUUUCGCUGGACCGAUGGAACCCCCUUGCAAUAUGAGAACUGGAGGCCAAAUCAGCCGGAUAACUACUUCAACUCUGGAGAGGACUGUGUGGUAAUGAUCUGGCAUGAGAACGGUCAGUGGAAUGACGUGCCUUGCAACUACCACCUGCCCUUCACCUGCAAGACUGGGCCUGUCUUAUGUGGCCCCCCUCCUGAAGUGGAAAAUGCCAGGAUGUUUGGGAAUAGAAGAGACCGCUACCAAGUGAACUCCAUAAUCCGCUACCAGUGUAACCCUGGGUUCACACAGCGCCACCUGCCUGUGGUGCGAUGCAUGGUGGAUGGACAGUGGGAGAGACCGAGAGUGGAGUGUAUAGGCUCUGCCACAGCCAGCCACAGUCUACAGAAAAGAUCCAUCAAAAGACGAUCAAAAACAGCCAGCAGCAGAUCUUGGGGAAAACUUCGUUAAACAAGAACACAGGGAUUUGAAAGAGAUUUUAAAAGAUAAUUAUUUUAAAAGAACACUUAUAUUCAAAAAGUCAUUCUUCCAUCUAAAAAACUGAUUAUAAAGUAAAAUUUGCCAUCUUGUAUAUACAAACACCAAAGCAAGUUUAGACAUAAUUGUGUUGUCCAUCUGGCUGAUGCAUUGGUUCUGGAGUGUCACUCUGUGCCUUGCUUUAGGGGGAUAAAGCAAAUUAAGAUUUUAUUUUGUUGUUGUUUUUCUUGUGCCAGACACACUGAAAUAUUUGAAUUAUUAUAUUAUUUUCUUUAUUAUUAUUUGGAGGACAGUCUGUAGAGUUAGGAAGUGGUACUAAAGUGAGACUGCCCCCUCAGUCAGCCAUAUUAAAUCACAAUCCCAUGUUAAAGACCUAAACAGUAGCAUUAUUCAGGAAUUAUAGCUGAGCUUCCCAGACAUUCACAAACCUGGAUCGUGUACACCAUCCAGAUGUAAAUAUUUCACCUAGACCAGCUCCUAUUCUGCGGUGGACUGGUACUGCACUGUGAACUGAAGUAGCCUCCCAGGUCUAGACAGAUUACAGAAACUGUAGCAUGAAAUAAAUAGCAUGUGGAAAUUGUUGUAAACCACAAGUAGACUGAGCAUUAAACAGCAGGGGAGAAACAGUACACGUAAAUAAAAAAGAAUAAAAAAAAUAGUAAUUCUGUAAGUAUCAUCUGAGGUCCAAGAACAAUUGUUGGAAGUGAUUAACAUGAUUCAGCAGCACAAUCUGGCAGUGGCGAGAACUUGCAAUGUAAGGCAUAAUGCAUUUAUUAAGAUUAUGUGAAUGAAGAAAGAUCCUUUGUAAAAAAUAUAUGUGUAAGUAAGAAGUUUAGGGGGCAAUAGGGGAAUCUGGGGUAUUUAGUCUCAGUCCCGGAGAGAUGUACGAGGCACAAAGCACACAGGGGUUGACAUCCUCCUGACUUAUCUUGGUAUUUUCUGGAGAAGGGGAGGUCUGCAUAAUGUGAAUAUAUAUUAUUUAUUGAUAUCUCAUUGUGCUGGGAUCAGACUGGCACUUGGACUGGCAGUGCCCUGCAAUUGGUUGAGCCUGACACACUCUGCCAUAGGGGGAGAGAUUGACUCAGAUUCUCCCUCAGCUACUGGAGUGACACUGAAUGUGACAGUAUUAGGAACAAACAGGGCAUUUGUGGCUACAACAGGAUCAUUGGUUUAAUGUACAUUUUCAGUUUUUUUGAUGAAAAUAUUUUCUUUUUGUUAUUUGUUUUAUUUUUUUUGCCAGCUUCUCCCCCCAGGGUUGUGCAGUGCACAGUACUUCUGUGGGGCCAGCGUAACCAAGAACAACCUGCUUACAGCAACUGCUUUCUCCCUGUUUAUGCUCUCUUCCUCACACUUAGUCUAAGGCACUUCUAAAUUCAGGGGAGAGAAAAGAAAAACAAAACAAUACCAGCUCCACAUUGGCGAUGUCCUGGCUCUUUUGUAAUCUUGCCUUGCAAUAUGUCUUCUGGAAACUUGUCAUGUGUUAUCUAUAGCUCUGUUAUCUGUAGCUCUCAUAAUGUUGGCAGGGGGCUGUGCCUCCUUUACAUUUUAAUUUAAAGCAACUGACUUACUGGUUCAUACUGGGCUCAUUCCAAAUGUUUAGUUUUUUUAAAGGUAGGCUUUCAUAGUGGAUCCUCUAAAAAAAGAAUUGUCUGUGAAGGUAAAAUGGGGGUAAAGAGAUGGACAAGCCGCAAAAAUUGCACAGUUCUCUGUGGACCUUUAUGCUUUGCAGAAAGGAUAAAAAUGUAAAAUCUAGACUAGUGGUGGGGUGGAGAUGCAGUUUGGACCAAGGAGAUGGUAGUCUCACGUGUAGUCACGAAACAGCACAGUACACUUGCUCUCGACAAAGGGGUGAGAUAGGGCACUCCCGCGUAUCAUAUUCACUCUUAAUUCAUCAGUAACAAGUCCAAUUAAUUUGUCUCUGUCUGUGAGCCAGGAAGAGCCACAGACUGAAAGAGGGAAAAGUCAGAAACUGUUGCUGUACAGUGAGGUUCUCCUCAUGUCACUGUGUCACCACUGUGGUACCAAGCUGGUGUCGGUCAGAGCUUUGCUAAACGCAAAUGCAUCCCAGAAACGACCAGAGACAGGACAAUUGUGUUUUGAUGUGUGUAUUUUCAGUUUGCUAAGACAUCGCAAAUGAUGCCAAAUAAAACACUCUGUAUUUUACAUCUGG